Fusarium poae is the source of this 1641-nucleotide messenger RNA. RefSeq lists its product as uncharacterized. The record is from RefSeq and is a predicted model, not a curated record. The transcript has a single exon. Gene Ontology annotation, biological process: transmembrane transport. The coding region runs from base 1 to 1641 and encodes 546 amino acids. Gene Ontology annotation, molecular function: water channel activity. Lineage: Eukaryota; Fungi; Ascomycota; Sordariomycetes; Hypocreales; Nectriaceae. Gene Ontology annotation, cellular component: plasma membrane.
AUGUCCUCAUCCAUACUCAAUAAUCGCUCGGCUCGCAGUACGCCUGCCGGAGCCAACCCUGCUUUUAGCCCUCCCGCCGAAGCCUCCAGCGCUUCGACCCAAGAUAGGGUCUCAUACAUCCGGGAGAACUCUCCAGAGGCUGAGAGCAUACCUUCCAACCCAGCCAUUACACCCAUCAUCACUCAUGGGGAUGGCCUGGCCUCGCCCAGCGGCCGGAACUCUGAGACUGACACCGUUGUGCCUCUUCAACCUGCCGUCAGCCAAGAUGCCAUGCGAUCUCGUCCCGGUUCUCGCACCGGCAACUUUGUCACUCCCAAGGCCACUCGCUUCUCCCAGGACGGUGCAGAGCCAAUCCAAUAUUCUAGCGGCUCAGUAAAGUCUGCUCGACGACGCACACGUGAGCGUGAAGAUUACGACUUUGAUCAAGCUGCCGACUACGCUCCUAUGAGCGAAUACGAACGCUACUACCGCAAUGAAGGUCGCAACGACCGGGAUCGGUACACUCGAAGGGGCCCUUACCCACCUCCUACAUACAUGAACCGCCGUCGAGCACCCCCUCUUGACUCAGAUGAGGAGUUUUACAGCAGUGACGACCCUCGACUACCUCCCAACGAUAGACGUAGGAUGAUGGAUGAAGAGGCAGGCUACCCUGGUCGACCUUACGCUUUCCGACGCACCUCUACUCUCAACGGCUUCAACAUCACCACUGGCAAGCUCCAAUGGAACGAGUUGAGUCGACAGGAGAAGUCUGAAAUCAUGCGCCUCCCGUUGACACAAUGGAUGAACUCAAAUUUCAAGAACCACUUCGUCGCUGGUGUGGGAGAGUUUAUCGGCACCACCAUGUUCCUUUUCUUUGCCUUUGCUGGCACUGAGGUUGCCAAUAUUCAGGCUGAUACCAACAACAGGACUACCACGGGUGAAUCUACUGGUAGUCUCAACGUUUCUAAACUCCUCUACAUCUCUAUCAUCUUUGGUUUCUCUCUCAUGGUUAACGUCUGGGUCUUCUUCCGCAUCAGUGGUGGUCUAUUCAACCCUGCUGUCACCAUGGCCAUGUUGAUGGUCAAGGCCAUCAGCAUCACAAGAGCCAUCGUUCUAUUCCUCGCUCAAAUCCUGGGAUCUAUGCUUGCCUCUGUUGUUGUUCGCUACCUCUUCCCUGAAACAUUCAAUGUUCGAACCACUCUCGGUGGCGGUGCAUCUUUAGUCCAGGGUGUCUUCAUCGAGGCUCUCCUUACUGCUGAACUGGUCUUUACUAUCUUCAUGCUUGCUAAAGAGAAGCACCGAGCUACUUUCAUUGCCCCCGUGGGUAUUGGUCUGGCUCUUUUCAUAGCUGAAAUGGUUGGUGUCCAGUUCACUGGAGGUUCUCUUAACCCAGCCCGCAGCUUUGGUCCUUGUGUCAUCACCGGUAGCUUCGACACGGAGCACUGGAUCUACUGGGUUGGACCCGGUAUUGGUUCUUUGAUCGCCGUUUGCUUCUACUGGUUCAUCAAGACCCUGGAGUACGAGAUGGCCAACCCUGGCGCCGAUGGUGACGAUCUCAACGACCCUACCAAGAACCCUGAAAAGCGAGCAGAGAUCCAAGCUUCCAAGCCAGUGCCCUCAGCCGCCUUUGGCUCUGGCAAGACGGCUUCCAUUCUAAGUUAA